This is a messenger RNA of Parasteatoda tepidariorum (common house spider), 3555 nucleotides long. Its product is annotated as synaptotagmin 1. The record is from RefSeq and is a predicted model, not a curated record. Gene Ontology annotation, cellular component: synaptic vesicle membrane; dense core granule; plasma membrane. NCBI's taxonomy places the organism in Eukaryota, Metazoa, Arthropoda, Arachnida, Araneae, Theridiidae. Gene Ontology annotation, molecular function: calcium-dependent phospholipid binding; clathrin binding; SNARE binding. Gene Ontology annotation, biological process: synaptic vesicle endocytosis; calcium ion-regulated exocytosis of neurotransmitter.
GCAGAUUUUCUGGAGUCUCCGCAGUGCAAUGGCGGCUUUCUGGAGAACUGCAGAUCAACUUGAUAUGCUCCGCCAUUUUGGGAAUAUUUUAGGGAAUGCAUAAAUUCCAGGAAUUCCUUUGCAGCUAUUUUGCUGACGGAAGAAAUCUCUCUCUCAAUAAUUGCGAGUCAGUAAUAAUCUGAAGAGCAAAAAUCUCACAGUCAAAACAAGUCAAGGUAAAUAAGCGGCAGGAUGAGGCUGCCCAUUACAAUUGACACGGUGCUGCAGCGGUUUCGCAAAAGUGCUGAAACCGCUGCAGCCAAUGAAACCGCUGCACAAAUUCCAGCUGGGGCGAUAGUGCCCAAGGAGCCUUCUGAAGGAGUUUCUCCUAUUGUGGACGUCAAAGAGGCAUUCUCCUCUGCUGCUGCGGCAGUCACCGACGAACCUAUCGGAGAAAAAAUUAUGCAUGAAAUCUCCGAUAAAACUCACGUCCCCGUAUGGGGAAUUAUUUUGAUUAUCAUCGGUAUCGGACUGUUGCUAGUCUGCAUCUGUUGCUGCUGCCUCCGACGAUGGUGCAAAAGGAGGAAGAAGGACAAAAAAGGAGGAAAAGGCGGAGUCGAUCUCAAAGGCAUGGGGUUCCUAGGAGACGCCUACAAGGAAAAGGUACAACCGGAUGAAGAAGACUUACAAGACAACAUGGAAGAUAAUGAGGGUGAAAAAGAGAGUGAAAAAUCUGAAGAAAAACUGGGGAGAUUACAAUACAAAUUAGAUUAUGACUUCAAUUCUAACAACUUAGCUGUAACUGUAAUACAAGCUGAAGAUCUUCCUGGUUUGGAUAUGUCAGGGACAUCAGAUCCCUACGUCAAAGUUUAUCUUCUUCCGGACAAAAAAAAGAAACAUGAAACUAAAGUGCACAGAAAAACAUUGAAUCCGGUCUUUAACGAAACUUUCAAUUUUAAAGUACCUUUUGCUGAAAUUACAUCCAAAACUUUAGUAUUCGCUAUUUUUGACUUUGAUCGCUUUUCCAAACACGAUCAAAUUGGAGAAGUGAAAAUUCCAUUGAACACUGUGGAUUUGGCCCAAACGAUUGAAGAAUGGAAAGAUCUUACGAGCGUAGAAGGAGAACAAGGACAGGAAAACAAGCUUGGAGAUAUUUGUUUCUCACUGAGAUACGUCCCGACAGCCGGAAAACUAACGGUUGUAAUUCUGGAAGCCAAAAAUCUGAAAAAGAUGGACGUUGGUGGCCUAUCUGAUCCAUAUGUAAAAAUCGCCAUUAUGAUGAAUGGCAAGCGAAUCAAAAAGAAGAAAACGAGUAUCAAGAAGUGCACGUUGAACCCUUAUUAUAACGAAUCCUUUACGUUUGAGAUCCCCUUCGAACAGAUACAGAAAGUGCAGCUGAUGAUAACGGUGGUGGAUUAUGAUCGCAUUGGAACAUCGGAUCCCAUUGGGAAGGUGGUCUUGGGAUGCAAUGCGAGUGGAACUGAACUCCGUCACUGGAUGGACAUGCUUGCGUCCCCACGUCGACCAAUUGCACAAUGGCAUUCGCUCAAAGACCCGGAGGAAGGACAAGACAAUUAAUCUACCUUCCUCUUUUCGUCUAGAGCACUCGAAGGGAAUUUCUAUACCUUAUCCAAGCACAACAUUCCAGAUACAUCAAAUUUCGGAUUUUGUCUCCAUGACCUAAAAAAAUAAACUCGUGUGUGUCCAAAAAUAUCUAGAAAUAUGUAUACAUAAAUAUAUAGGGUUGAACGUAGGUUUGUAAAUAGCUAAUAGCUAUAUACAUGCUUUCACAUUGACACUUGUCUUCGAAAUGCUGUAUGUAUUGUAACAAUUAUGUAUUUAUUAUAGUUAUAAUUAUGUAUUAUUUCAAAAAAAAAGUUUUAUUAAGUUUAUUCGCUGUAGAUGAAAUGCAAAUCAAAGUGUGGUUGUAAUUAGGUGUGAAUUCUAAAAAUUUUAAUAAUGUUGCAUAUCACAUGUAUAAGUCUAAAGUUGGAAAAAUUUUAUCGUAAUCUUUAGGAAAAAAAUGUUGUGAAGUGAUAUUUAUAGACAGUUUCUGCAAUGCAAGACUAACUCUGGGGGUUUGUAAUUGGUUCCUUUGAUGUUCUAUUUACAAAUUCUGGACUGUUAAGAAAAGAAAUUCGAAUGCAAUACGAUUGGAUAUUUGUCUUUCAUAAACAGUGAUUAUCGUUUGCGCGUUUAUAUUCACAACUAUUGUUCACGUGGUGUUUGUAUUCACAAUUAUCGUUUGCGUGACAUUUGUUAUCACAGCACUUAAAAUUUUUAUUUUUCGAAAAAAUUAGUUUAGUUCGCUUUUUAAAAAUUUCCUUAAAAUGAUUCGUAAUUUUAUUUUAUUUUAAAAACCUGUUUCACUAUUGUCCUUUGCACUAUUUCUUUUCCUAUAAAUAGCGCCGAGUUCUAUAAUGAAAUAAAAUUGGUCGCGUGUCGUGGGUUUAAAAAUGUCUUUUAAUUUAUUUCAUGCAUAUCAGUUUCGUUCGUGAAUAUGUGCAUUUGUUCAGUGUUCAUGCUUACGCCGUGUUCUCUUAUUUCUAAUAUCACAUUAUAUUCAAAUUUUAAAAAAAAACAAGCAAAUCAAAAACAACGAACGUGAACCAAUUUAUCUUGUAAAGUUUUCACGCAAUUCUUCAAUCUUAUAAAAAAUAUUUAUAUCUAAUCAAUUCUUAGAGUACAUAAUACUGUAAAAUAAACUAUCACGUGAUAAACAUGGGGCUGCACCUUUGUAGACCAAGUGCUAGGGCUAACAGAGUGUGUUAUGCAGUCUAUGUAGAUUACAAAAAAUACUCCGAGUAAUUGAGAAAACACGAAAAUUUUUAUAAAUUGCGAAAACAGUCAGGCAUUGUUCGACAAAAUUUAGACGAAAAAAAUUUUUUAAACUUGAAAGAGUUACUAUGCUCUGACGUACAUAACGGAAUCUUGUGGUUAGAUGGCUGCCUACGAUUUACUCUUAAUUUUAGCUCUAGCCUAUUCCUAAUGUUCCAUGCGUCUGGAUUUGUCGCAGCCCUGGAAAAGGCUAUAAUCCAGCCUUUUUUCUUCUAUUAAAACAUUACUAGUUUAUGUAGGAAUAUUUCGAAAAGUGAAAUUCGAAUUGGUAGUGUUUAUUCAAUUAAAAGAAAUCGGGCGAAUUAGAAAUAACGAGAGCAAAAAUUUUGCAUCGUGAAGUUACGCACGGCAUGUUCUAACUUUUUCUCUUUAUGACAAAACUAUAUUCUCAAAUAUUCUAUGAUAUUAUUAAAUUAAACAUAGCAUGUGUAUUCAAUGCAUUUUUUGCUUUUCUUACUGUCUUUUGCCAUUGUAUAUGAAUAUAUUAUUAAAAGAAUAAAUGAGUGGGAAAAAUUUUUCUUUUUCGAAGUUUACAAGUGGAAAUAUAUUUUAUGAUGGAAUUGAAUAAAAGAUAUCUGUUUCUAAUAUAACAAACUGUGAUUAUAGUACUUAAUGUUUUAACCCACUGAAUGCAUCAGUGUUUGAGAUCAUAAUUGUGUGAAUAUUACUAUGGAACUCUCUUGUUGAUAUUUUCUGUUGGUAAAUCACAAAUAAAGUAACAUCCAUGAUUAAUCCUCA